GUUUGGGCACGCUGGAGGAGUUAGCAAUGUUAACUUUUGGUGAUGGCGUCGGGUAAGUGAAUUCACCAUAAUAGAGAUUUAACCGUAAUACAUUAUAAUUUCAAACAAUAAUUUAUAUUUUUAAAUAUUGGAAGUGUAGCAUUUAUCUAGUGAAAACAUUGGCUUACAAGCUUGCUGGCAUUGAAUGAGUUUUAUGAAGGAAUGAAAUAGCUGGCUAGCUAGCUAAUGUUGGCUAGUUUGUGCUAAUUGCUAGCUAGCUAGCAAUUAGUAAUGUUGGCCUACUACUAAUCACUGAUAUAAAAUGAAUGCAUGAGAAAAGGCAUAACAGUUAGUUAUUGUCAUAACAACAAUAGCCACCUGUCCUAGCUGUUAAGCGAACUUAUGUGUUUGUCUGCAGAGGAUGAAGUCAGUCUUCUGGUCAUUGUUGUGGAUGUCAAUCCCAUAUGGUGGGGCCAGCAAGCUAAUCGAGAACCUCAGGUAUUUAACAAUUAUUCUUUGUGCAAUUGUCUACAGAGCUAGCCUCUAACUUCUUCUUUGAAGUAGACUGAGAUAUGCAUGAUUAUGUUUCUCCUCCCUUAGUUCACCCUGUCCAAGUGUCUGGAUGCAGUCAUGGUGAUGGGUAACUCCCACCUGGUCAUGACUAGGACCAACAAGCUGGCCAUAAUUGCCAGCCAUUGUCAGGAAAGGUAAUCAAACGUGUCACUUGUUAGUAGAUACACAGAAUACUUCUAAUUGCUGGUUUCUGUCUGGUGAUUUUAUGUUCUAAUCUAAUUACAAAUCUCUCUCUUCCUCCCUUGUCGUCAUAUGCUGCAGUCAUUUUCUGUAUCCUUGUAAGCUCUGGAAAUCUGGAGAUGGUCAUGGGGACGACAAUGCAUCAACAAGUGGGGAUGGCAAGUAUGAGCUAUUGUCAGUUGCCAAUGAGCUCAUUGCAGAAGAGAUCAAGAAUCUCAUGUCAAGAAGUAAGUGCAGAAUAAUCUCCCUGUGCAUUGCCAAAAAAGAACAUAGUUAGCCAUGUUUGUUGUCAACUCCCUUUGUGCACUCUUAUAAUAUCCUCACUUUUGUUAUGUUUUUCAGCUGAAGUGAAGGGAAACCAGACAGACACACUAUUGGCGGGAUCACUUGCUAAAGCUCUCUGCUGUAUCCUUUCCAUGAAAAUGCUUAGUCAUUACAAUGCAUUUACAUUAGAACAACAGCAUCAUCACCAUCUUAUAGAAGAUAUUAAUCAAUUUCCCUGAAAUUAUUUUGGCCAAGGCUGCUCAUCAGAGUUCUCUGGAACCCUCUUCCUGACAGCUAAAGGUCCAAAGCUUCUGCGCAUGUGCGGGAUUCUCUUCUUUACACACAGUCUCUGCUCUACUCGUUCGGCUGCCCAGAGUACAGGCUACUCUUGCGAAUGGUGCUCAUUUAAUAAAGUUAGAUUAAAGCAGAAUCAAUGUCUGGAAGAUCACAUAAUGAUAGUAUUCAACAUAACAGAACCAAAUAUAAUAGCAUAGUAUAACAUUACGGUAAAAAAAAAGGAUGAUUGUGCGACUGGUUGCAUUUUUCUCUCAUGCGGCCAAAACCCAACAGCGUGCCACUAGGCCAAAUAUGUGCUUUGAUUGAAACUAAACACAGGAAUUCUACAGUUUGUUAACACCAUCUGUUCUACAUUUAGUCUUCAUACAUAAUUCAAAACAGCACUGUUAAUAACUCAAGAACAUCUAAAUAUAUAUCCCCAUGAAACUGAUUGACGUUUCACACAUAAAACAUUUAUUCAAUACGACCAUUCGCACAAUCAUCCUAAAAUAAAUGUGGUGUUUUUUUGUCUUACAGUAAAGUUAUGCUAUGCUAUUAUAUUCGGUUCUGUUGUGUAGAAUACUAUCAUUAUGUGAUCUUGCAGACAUUGAAUCAGCUUUAUUCCAACUUUAUUAAACAAGAACCAUUUGCAAGAGUAGCCUGUUCUCUGGGAUGCCGAAUGAGUAGAGCAGAAACUGCGUGAAGUAGAGAAUCACGCACAUGCAUAGAAGCUUCGGACCUUUAGUUGUCGGGAAGAAGGUUCCAGAGAACUUUGAUGCGCAGCCACUCUGAAUUAUUUUUAAAUGGCUGGUUUUCAUUGGUGUUUUGUCGAUUUGUAAAUUAUAAAUAAAAUCCACCACAUCAAAUUUGAACUGGAUGCUUGCUUGUAUGUUUCUUUUACUUUCAAUAUUCAGAUAUCCAUAGAGUCGCAAAGGAGCUGGAAGGUAUUCCGAGCAUUUCAGUUACUAGACUAAUAAAGUAUUUAUAAAUUCCAUCAGAUUUAAUCUGACAAUUUUGUAAUGGUCAUUAUACCAGUCAUGGUUUUCAGUCAUAUGUUUCCCUGCUUUUUUUCAGCCGGACAAGAAAUGAAGUCGAGGAUAUUGGUAAGACCUCACUUGAGUCAGUUUCACAAGGGUAGCCUACUCUUUUGAUGAAUGUGGUUUGAAUGUUUGUUUUGUGUCUUUGCGGAAUAGGUCAUUAAAGCAGCAGAAGACUGUGCCUUGCAAUACAUGAACUUCAUGAAUGUGAUCUUCGCCGCACAGAAGCAGGUAAAAUUACUUUCUUCUCAGCUUUCGCUUCCUUUAGCAUAUGUUUAAUAAAGAAACUGUGCCUCUCUUUUGUCUUGUUACAGAACAUCCUAAUAGACGCCUGUGUGUUGGACUCGGACUCAGGUCUCCUCCAACAGGCAAGUUUUGAUUGCUUUAUCAUAUAGAUGUGCACAAACAUUUUCAGAAGGUUCACCAUUUUCUAUUGUAUUUGUCUUAACAGGCCUGUGACAUAACUGGAGGAUUGUACUUGAAGAUACCACAGAAGAGUGCCUUGGCACAAUAUCUUCUGGUGAGGAUUAAAAUGAUAUGAGAUAAAGAUUGAUUAGCUUUUAUCUCUUAUAUGUGUUGUGUGAUAUUGGUUACAUUCUCUUUUACCUGUAGUGGGUAUUCCUGCCAGACUCUGACCAACGCUCCCAACUGGUGCUGCCACCUCCUGUCCAUGUGGAUUACAGAGCAGCAUGCUUUUGCCACAGAAACCUCAUUGAGAUUGGUUAUGUCUGCUCAGUGUGUUUGUCAAGUGAGUUAUAUUUUGUUUUCUCAUUGUAUAAAAGUCAUGAACAUUUGCAGUUGUAUUAUUGAUUGAAGUCCUAAUGAACAAACCCUAUUCUCUUGAAGUAUUCUGCAACUUCAGUCCGAUCUGCACAACGUGCGAGUGAGUACUACAGACCUUUACUCUUGUUGUAAUAUAUUUUAGGGGAAGUAGAAACAGGUGGUAAUUGUUUUUGUGCAAAUGUGUUUAGUCGUCUUUAAAUGCCUUUUCCUUGUAGGACUGCCUUCAAAAUUCCAUUGCCCCAGGUGGUGAAGUCAAAGAAGAAGAAACUCAAGGCCUCAACGUGACAUGCAAAUUAAUACUGUACAUGGAAAUGUGUAAUUGGAAAGUUUUAUUUAAAGAUUACCAAGGGUUUCUUUUGGUCAGGUAUUAAUGUAUGAUCACCCUCCUUGGUAAACCGCAGGUUAUGUCAAGCGGAAAUAUUGGUUUAGGCCGGGGAUGGUCACUCUAAUACACAGGGGGCUUGAGUGGGUGCAGGUUUUUGUUUCAGGCAAGCAGUAACACACCUGAUUGAAGUAAUUAAAGUAAAAAAGGAACAAAAGCCUGCACCGCACCACACCACUACAACAGAUUUGGCCACCCAUGGUUUAGGAAGAGCUAAUGCUGCAUUCAUGACAUGUCGGAACUAGGAAACUCAGAAAUGUUUGACUUGGAAACGAUGAUACCCGAGUUUCCCACUCGGGACCGUAUCAGAAUCAACCAAUGGGAAGCUCUACACAAAUAACUUAGGUACAUUUUUACUCUGAGGUUCAGAGUUUCCGUCAUGAAUCCAGCAUAUGGCUCUGGGUUUAUGAUCACAAAAGAUAAUGUGACAUUUUUUUAAACAAAUUGUAGCCAUCUCACCAUUUGUACAUGCAUGUUUUUGAUACUUUUAAAUACAGAAUUUGUUAAUAAACCUGGCCUAAUAUUCCUUAAUAUGAAUUCCUAUACAUUUUUGCAUCCGCUCAUACCAACA
Messenger RNA from Coregonus sp. 'balchen', 4045 nucleotides. Lineage: Eukaryota; Metazoa; Chordata; Actinopteri; Salmoniformes; Salmonidae. The record is from the annotation of a GenBank genome assembly.